UGGAAGUUUAUAAAGGGAAAUACGAAUAUGCGAUGGAAAAGCAAGAGUAACAAAACAGGAAAACAAAUAAAGAAAAAGUAGAAAAAAACAGUCGUCAGCUUUCGAAGUUGUGCAUAGUGAAAAUCUGCUUUGAUGUACCAUCCACUCUCCGCGACACCGCAGCACCAACUUUACGUUUUCGUGCUACUGCUUUAAGCAAACAGCCAAAGAUUGGCCAAUACAACAACAAAAGCAAAACCAUAACAAAACCCCACAAGUUCUUGAACAAAAAAAGGGGGUUUUGAGACUUCUCAUAGAGCGAUUCUGUAAAACCAGUCCUCCUUCUCAUUGAAGAGAAAAAGGGAUGGAGAGAAAGGUUUUAGUGGUAUGUUCUGUUGUGGGUUUGUUGGGAAUUUUAUCAGCUGUUACUGGUUUCGUUGCUGAAGCUACACGAAUCAAGGGUUCUCAGGUUCAGUUUAUCUCUACAUCUGAGUGUGCAUAUCCUCGAAGUCCAGCAAUGGGUCUUGGUUUAACUGCUGCAAUUUCUCUAUUGAUUGCACAACUAAUUGUAAAUGUUUCUAGUGGUUGCAUUUGUUGCAAAAGAAGUCCUAAUCCUUCCAAUCCUAAUUGGAAAAUAGCACUCCUGAGCUUCGUUAUUUCAUGGUUCAGUUUCGUUAUCGCCUUCUUGUUAUUGCUGACUGGUGCUGCCCUUAACGAUCAGCAUGGUGGAGGGACCAUGUACUUCGGUAACUAUUACUAUUACUGUUACGUCGUGAAACCUGGAGUCUUUGCUGGAGGCGCCGUUCUGUCACUUGCAAGUGUUUUAUUAGCAAUAGUCUAUUACCUCACUUUAAAUUUGGCAAAAAACAAUAGCCCUUUGUGGGGGAAUCCUGUUCCAGCUCAAGGGAUUGCUUUGGGGCAGCCUCAGUUUCCACCACAAAAUACUCAGCAACCCGUUUUUGUUCAUGAAGACACGUAUGCUCGACGACAGUAUGCUUGAUGCAUAACCGAUAUUGAAGCAAACUUUCGUGAGAUGGUGAACUUGUGAAGACCAUAACGUACUUAGAAACUGGACUUUAGAAGGAUAUGGAAAUUUGUUGUUCCUCAGCAUUUGGCUGUGUUUGUUGUAGUUUUGUUUCUGUGUUCAAGUAGGUGAGGUGAGAGAGGUUGUAUAGGAAGAUUAUCAAACAAAACAUGUAGUAUUAAUAUUUAUGUGAAAAGGAAUGUAUUUUGAACUGAA
Messenger RNA from Benincasa hispida (wax gourd), 1219 nucleotides. RefSeq names its product transmembrane protein, putative (DUF1218). Lineage: Eukaryota; Viridiplantae; Streptophyta; Magnoliopsida; Cucurbitales; Cucurbitaceae. The record is from RefSeq and is a predicted model, not a curated record.